AGUCGACCAGAAAUUGUCAAGGAAGGAGAGGUCAAGCCACUGCCAAGCGCCAAGCAAGCUGCUAAGGAUAGACCCCCACCGAAAAGGAGCCGAUCCGCUGAAAUGCGAAGCGAGGAGUUCGUCGUCGUGGUAAAAAUCGACCGAAAUUGCCAUGGAUGGAGAGUUCCAGGAGAUGAAAGAUGGCUUGACUGCUGCCAGGUCGUCCAGGAUGGAGAGUUCCAAGCUGCCGGCAGCCUUUUUCUGCAUGGUAUCAUCGGGAGA
Paramuricea clavata is the source of this 261-nucleotide messenger RNA. The record is from the annotation of a GenBank genome assembly. Lineage: Eukaryota; Metazoa; Cnidaria; Anthozoa; Malacalcyonacea; Plexauridae.